This is a messenger RNA of Aspergillus pseudonomiae, 1145 nucleotides long. Its product is annotated as peroxiredoxin. Lineage: Eukaryota; Fungi; Ascomycota; Eurotiomycetes; Eurotiales; Aspergillaceae. The record is from RefSeq and is a predicted model, not a curated record. Gene Ontology annotation, biological process: cellular response to oxidative stress; cell redox homeostasis; cellular oxidant detoxification. The transcript is spliced from 4 exons. Bases 267 to 941 code for a protein of 224 amino acids. Gene Ontology annotation, molecular function: peroxiredoxin activity. Gene Ontology annotation, cellular component: cytosol; mitochondrion.
UCGAGAAGCUGAAGGGCUGGAGGGUACCUUAGGCUGUCAGUAGUAUCUAGUACUAAUUAGUAGUACCGCAGGACAGAGUACAGAGGAACGCGAGUCUGGGUCCCCGGAAAAGGUACAUCCAUUCAUCCAGUACUUCCCCCGCCGCCAAAACUAUUUCAAGGUCCUCCUUCCCCCCUCCAUUCUCCAUCUACUUUCGCAUCUCUGCAUCAUCCUCACCAUCUAACCCCUCUUUCAUCCUUACUUGGAUACCUCCUUUACUCGUCACAAUGGCUCAGGAACGUGCUGCUCCCAUUCGUCUCGGCUCUACUGCCCCUAACUUCCAGGCUGACUCCUCCAACGGCCCCAUCUCCUUCCACGACUACAUUGGCAACAGCUGGGCUAUCCUCUUCUCUCACCCGGAUGACUUCACCCCCAUCUGCACCACCGAGCUGGGCGCUUUCGCCAAGCUCGAGCCCGAAUUCACUGCCCGUGGAGUCAAGCUGAUCGGUCUGAGCGCCAACGGCACCGAGUCUCACAAGCUCUGGAUCAAGGACAUCGAUGAGGUCACCGGCUCCAAGCUCUCCUUCCCCAUCAUUGCCGACCCCGAGCGCAAGGUCGCCUAUGCCUAUGACAUGGUUGACUACCAGGACACCACCAACGUUGACUCCAAGGGUCUCGCUCUGACCAUCCGCUCCGUCUUCAUCAUCGACCCCAACAAGAAGAUCCGUCUGAUCAUGUCUUACCCUGCCUCUACCGGCCGUAACACCGCCGAGGUUCUCCGUGUUGUCGAUGCUCUUCAGACCACUGACAAGCACGGUGUCACCACCCCCAUCAACUGGCUCCCCGGUGAUGAUGUUGUCAUCCCCCCUCCUGUCUCCACUGAGGAUGCUGAGAAGAAGUUCGGUGAAAUCCGCCAGGUCAAGCCUUACCUGCGUUUCACCAACCUCAACAAGAAGGAGUAAAUUAUGACGCAGUCUUCCAUUCAACCGUUUCCCGCUAGCUGUUCCCAGGAGGAAUAACCAGUUCUGACGUGGUUAUGGUUGGGAGCUUUCUCAUGAAAAAGAGUAUGACAGUCACGGCUUAGCAUCUCUAAUAAUAUGAUACCUCUUACGACAGCAUUUGAACAUUUUGCUACGAGCCCAGCGUAGAAACUCCCUAAGGAGCGA